GUGUCUCUCUGUGGCCUGGCAUCGUGGCGCGUGGCUGGUGGUAAGCGGUGUCUGGACAGCGCACAACCUCUCGCCCACGUGAAAGUUGCGUGACGUCGAUUCCAAAAGGAUCACAAUUUCGAUGCCACCUCGAUCUCACAUAUUUAUUUUGUGAAAUGUCGAGUCUUGUGUCUGUUUAAAAUUCAUGGAUUAAGCGAAUACGAAUUUGGAAUUCAACCAUUUCACAAAAGCUCAAGUUCGGUGUAGUAUUCAUCUCCAUAAUUUAAACAAUUAAAAAGGUUUCAUGAACUUUGGGGUUACCUAAUCUCAUUUGCUGGUGAAAUUUGUGUUGUUCAAAUUACGCGUGCAAAUGAAUAUGAAAAUCAGAAAAUGUCGGAUUUAAUGUAAAAUUUGGAGCCCACAUGUUGUCCGAGAAAAACAACGCGCCAGCUCAGUAAUCGAAUUAUUCUUUAGUCAAAUGACCGAUGGCAGAUGAGACUCAUAAAAAUUUGACUGGAUUAAAGAUAGUCUAAACUACCAAAGUCGAUCUCGUUUGAUUCGGUCCGUAUGUUUCUCAUCAGUUCUAAAUCUUUGGAUAUAAAUAACUGGUAAAAGUUUAUCUGACUCCGGAGUAUUCCCUAGAUCAAAUCUUGUUCAAAUAUUGCCGUCGAUCUUGUUUUAGUCUGACCCAUUUAUACAUCCGUCAAACCCUGAUUUUUUUUAGAACCGGGAAAUGUAUUUAUCUUUUCCAAAAAAGAGAGAAGUGGAAAAAUCCAUUUUUUCUUAUCUUCCACACGUCCCUUUCUUCUAGUAUCUUCAUACCACCGCAGCCCAGGCUCUCAGCCUUAUCCCCUUCGUACAACACUAUCACCAGGAAUUCCCUUGCCUUUGCUCGUUCUCAUGGCCGAGCACAAGUCUUCCUCAAGCGUCGCCUGCUGUACCAGUGUCGAGCUCCCCACGCUCGCCGCUACUCCUAGCCCCUCUCCUCCCUGGAUUUGGCCCAGUCUCCAUCUCUCUUUCCAGCCAUGGACGGCGACCUCUCCUGCCUACAGCAGGUCAGCGCCCCAUCUCCUCAACAUCUCGGCUCCCUGUCCCAUCUCUCUCUCACGAGCCACUCUUCUCGUUCUCCAUGGCGUCGACAUGGGGCUCGCCCCUGCAACCUCGCCUCGCUGGGUCUCCUCAGGGCGCCGGGAUGCUGCUUCCUAUACAUCGUGCGCCUCCCUGGUGCUUGCUCUCGCCCUAGUCCAUGGAGCAGCAGCAGCCACGACACUCCUUCGUGUCGCGCCCUCGACGUGUUCGAUGAAAUACUGCAGCGAGCUCCAACUCGAUCUGCACAGCCCCUGCGCGACGUCACAAACUCCGCUCGUUGUCGAUGUCGUGCUUCGGGCAUCGAGUGUUCGACGAAAAUCCCAAGUCCAUGGACAGCACAUACACAACUCAAAUCCGAUCGGCCAGGUCAUCUAUCUUGUGCUAUUCAUGUCCUUACUCCUGUGCAUUAUGCAUAUCAUUUAGGUACGUUAAUUGCUCACGUGCUGUAGAGGACGAGAGUUGGAUUAAUCUCAGAGUAAUGCUGAUGGAUGAACCUAAGGAUGGGUGAUCUGAUCGAGUGCCAGGAUAUUGAAGCUCACCCACCGGACGUCUCUAACAACACUAACGUAGUGUUAUCCCAGGUUAUAAGUUUGUUCUGUUGUGGAUGGUGCUAAGUGCCGGUGGGCUCGGCCUUCUUAUAUAAGUAUAUCCCAUCUUUAGCUUCUUUAUUGAGGACUGUCACUUAAGCUAGCAUGUAUUUUAAAACUUAUAAAUGUUUUAUACAUUCAAAUUGUAAUGUUUUUGAAUCAAAUUCUCUUAUAAUCACUCCGAUGAUAUAUUGUAAUAUGGUUAUAACUUGUAAAUGUUGUAACUUGUAAUCAUUUUGUAAUAAAGAAUUUAUUUCCGCUGCAA
Zea mays is the source of this 1920-nucleotide messenger RNA. RefSeq lists its product as uncharacterized. Bases 880 to 1491 code for a protein of 203 amino acids. The transcript is spliced from 4 exons. Lineage: Eukaryota; Viridiplantae; Streptophyta; Magnoliopsida; Poales; Poaceae. The record is from RefSeq and is a predicted model, not a curated record.